Molecule: messenger RNA, 1137 nt
Organism: Talaromyces marneffei
Lineage: Eukaryota; Fungi; Ascomycota; Eurotiomycetes; Eurotiales; Trichocomaceae
Exons: 2
Coding region: 1-1137 (378 amino acids)
Molecular function (GO): nucleotide binding
Source: RefSeq, a predicted model, not a curated record
AUGGCUCCUAUUCGUGUUGGUCUGAUUGGUUUGACAAUUGUCACUCCCUCUGAUGAAGGCUAUACACCUGGAAGCUGGGGCCUCGCCCAUCUUGCCUGUCUCACCGGAUCUCCUCACUACAAGCUUGUCGCCUUAUGCAACUCUACUGUGGAAAAGGCGCAGAAGUCUAUAGAACACAACAAGCUUGACCCUGCAACCAAGGCAUAUGGCUCGGCAGAGGAAUUAGCCCAGGAUCCGGACAUCGAUCUCGUUGUCGUUUCCGUCCAUGUUGACAAGCACUAUGCUCUGGUGAAACCUGCACUGCAGAAGAAGAAGAGUGUCUUUGUCGAGUUUCCUCUUUCAGGAUCUUACAAGCAGGCUGAGGAAAUGGCAGACCUUGCCAGGCAAGCAGGCGUUAAGACUGUAGUUGGAGCCCAAGCUCGUGCAAAUCUUGCGCUUAAGAAAGUGAAGAAGUUGAUCAAGUUGCGAGCAAUAGGUGAUGUCGUUAGUACCAGUUGGACGGGCCAUCUGAGUCUUUCGACCUGGUCUGGACUGCCAGAAGGGUUGAAAGACUUUGUGGACCUAGAAGGUGGACCAGGCCGGAUUAAUAUCGGUCUAGGACAUGGUCUCGACCCAUUCUUGGAUACACUCGGGGAAUUCAAAGAUGUCCAGGCGACCUUCAAAACCUACCAAAAGACAACUCCAUUAUUCGAUGCUACCGGGACUGUCGUUGAUCCUGCGUACAAAGUCACGGCGCCAGACUUCAUUUUCGUGCAAGGUAUACUAGAAAGUGGAGCCUCGGCAUCUAUCACUGUGCGUAAUACUCCAGCUUCAGCUGAUGAGGCCGGAUUCAGAUGGAUUAUCAGUGGCUCGGAGGGAGAGAUCGUAUUCACUAGCCCGGUCGGUGGCUAUAUCCAGGGUCCUAUGCCUGAGGCCAAGGUGUUCCUCAGGAAAUGGAAGGGUGAGACGGAAGAAGUCGAUUGGAAAUAUGAUGAGCCGGCUUAUGUCACCAACGUUUUCGACUUUGGAAUCAACACGGCCCGCCUAUAUGAGGCGUUCGCAACUGGCGAUGAGGAUGGUUAUGCUUCGAUUGAGUCAGCACGGAAAGUUCACCAUCUCAUUGAACGAGUCAAGAAGGUGGCCAUAUGGGCACCUUAA